AUGAGGCAGCGUGUGCCCAAGCCCCCGGGAGGGGAGCAGAGCCCUGGGCUGGGAAUGGGAUGGCUGCUGGGCGUACGGAGAUGGCGGAUAACGAAUGAUUUUCUGCGUGUCCUUGUGAAUCCCAAAUUUGCCAGCCACCUUUCGGUGAAGCUUUUCCAGGAAGGCAGCCUGGGCCCCGCUCCAGCCUCUUGGGUGCUGCCCAAGGUGGACGGAUUCCAAGGUGCUACGGAGCUGGAGAGCCCCCAGGAGCCGUGUUCCGGCAGCUGGUACGUGGCUGCGGUGAGCUGGGGGAGCGGGGUGCUCGGGGAGGUGGUGCCGGGGCUUUGGCUGAGGAAGGAGGAGAAGGGCGUCAACGUCUCCCAGCCGCCACAGCAGCGGGUGAACCUCUCCCGGUGCUUCAGCUCCGUCGAGCUUUUUGCCAUCCACAACCUGAGCGAGGGCUCUGCCGUGGGGCACAGCGAGUUCAAGGAGUUUUGCCCCACCAUCCUGCAGCAGCUGGAAUCCGGGGCAUGCGCAUCUGAGAAGCUGGAAAACGAGGAAAAUGAGCAGACAGAGGAGAGCAGACCCAGCUCGGCCGAAGUCUGGGGUUACGGUUUCCUCUGCGUGACCGUCAUCUCCCUCUGCUCGCUGGUGGGAGCCAGCGUGGUGCCCUUCAUGAAGAAGACCUUUUACAAGCGGCUGCUCCUCUACUUCAUAGCUCUGGCGAUUGGAACUCUCUACUCCAACGCCCUCUUCCAGCUCAUUCCCGAGGCGUUUGGAUUCAACCCUCAAGAAGCUUAUUACGUUUCCAAAUCCGCCGUGGUGUUCGGGGGCUUCUACCUCUUCUUCUUCACGGAGAAGGUCCUGAAGAUGCUCCUGAAGCAGAAGGACCAGCAUCACCACGGGCACAGCCACUACGGCCCCGAGGCUCUGCCGUCCAAGAAGGACCAGGAGGAAGGGGUCAUCGAGAAGCUGCAGAACGGGGACCUGGACCACAUGAUCCCACACAUAACCAGCGAGCUGGAGUGCAAGAGCCCCUCCGGGGAUGAGAAGGUUGUGGUGGGCUCCCUCUCUGUCCAGGACCUGCAGGCCUCCCAGAGCGCGUGUUACUGGCUGAAGGAGGUGCGGUACUCCGACAUCGGCACGCUGGCGUGGAUGAUCACCCUCAGCGACGGCCUCCACAAUUUCAUCGACGGGUUGGCCAUCGGGGCCUCCUUCACCGUCUCUGUCUUCCAAGGGAUCAGCACCUCCGUGGCCAUCCUCUGUGAGGAGUUCCCACACGAGCUGGGUACCCACUUCUCUGCCAACUGGAUCUUUGCUCUGGCCGGAGGGAUGUUUCUAUACAUCGCGCUGGCUGACAUGGUAAAUGACGAGCCCCAGGGGCUGCCGGGCACGUGGAAGGAUGGAGUUGGGAGACAGGAGCUCCUCUAG
Molecule: messenger RNA, 1410 nt
Organism: Egretta garzetta (little egret)
Lineage: Eukaryota; Metazoa; Chordata; Aves; Pelecaniformes; Ardeidae
Gene: SLC39A14
Product: solute carrier family 39 member 14
Exons: 10
Coding region: 1-1410 (469 amino acids)
Biological process (GO): zinc ion import across plasma membrane; intracellular zinc ion homeostasis
Cellular component (GO): membrane
Molecular function (GO): zinc ion transmembrane transporter activity
Source: RefSeq, a predicted model, not a curated record